Olea europaea var. sylvestris is the source of this 625-nucleotide messenger RNA. RefSeq names its product DNA-directed RNA polymerases I and III subunit RPAC2-like. The coding region runs from base 122 to 439 and encodes 105 amino acids. NCBI's taxonomy places the organism in Eukaryota, Viridiplantae, Streptophyta, Magnoliopsida, Lamiales, Oleaceae. The transcript has 4 exons. Gene Ontology annotation, biological process: DNA-templated transcription. The record is from RefSeq and is a predicted model, not a curated record. Gene Ontology annotation, cellular component: RNA polymerase III complex; RNA polymerase I complex. Gene Ontology annotation, molecular function: DNA binding; DNA-directed RNA polymerase activity; protein dimerization activity.
CAAAUUCCCAUUCUUAUAAGCCAUGUAAAGCCUAAUUAUUGACAGAGCAAUCGGAGGUGACAAGCGGCUGAGGGUUUCUGUUGCACUGAUUUCUACUUCAUCACCAAACUUGGACGAGUUGAUGGAGCACGGGUCGUAUCAAGAUCAAUCACAAGCAACAUUUUCAUUAACGGAUGAGGAUCACACACUAGCAAAUUCUCUCAGAUUCACUCUUAACCAAGACCCCCGAGUAACAUUUUGUGGGUACAGUAUUCCGCAUCCUUCUGAUGCUCGUGUGAAUAUAAGAGUCCAGACGACUGGUGAUCCAGCAAGUGAAGUGUUGAAAGAUUCAUGUCAGGAUCUAAUGCUUAUCUGCCAGCAUGUUAGAAGCACUUUUGAUCAGGCAGUGGUCGACUUCAAGAAUAAAAACAGCCUUGACGCUAUGAAUAUUGGACCAUAACAAGACUCUUUUUACCUUGAAUAUUUUUUAGGUAAUGCAAUGAACUUUUGACAAAGUUUUAAUUUUAUUUACGUAUUAUGUAUUGUCAAUUCUGGACUUGUAUAAAGUAGGUGGGAACUUGCUUUGAUUGUUCGGUUUUAGAUACACUUGAUAAUGUGUUAAUUAGAAAUAUUUGACUUUUAUCUA